Molecule: messenger RNA, 2643 nt
Organism: Oryzias latipes (Japanese medaka)
Lineage: Eukaryota; Metazoa; Chordata; Actinopteri; Beloniformes; Adrianichthyidae
Gene: lrit1b
Product: leucine-rich repeat, immunoglobulin-like and transmembrane domains 1b
Cellular component (GO): endoplasmic reticulum membrane
Molecular function (GO): protein binding
Source: RefSeq, a predicted model, not a curated record
UUCAGAACAGGCAGAACAGUGUGGAGUUGUGCGCUUGCAAACCAGCAUCAUGCAUCCCAGGUCUUAUUAGGAAUCUUUGCUACAGCUAUUUUCUUUUUUUUUUAAGCUAUUGUAGUUUAGAUAGUUGGAGUUUUAGUCAUGAGGCGACACUACUCAGCAGCUUUUUGCUUUGUUUUAGUUUUUGUUCCUGCGAUGAGCACUUCCUGUCCUUCACAAUGCAGCUGCUUCUACCACAAGCUGAGUGAUGGAUCCAAAGCAAAGAGUGUGCUAUGCAAUGAUCCAGAGAUCACUGUGGUUCCUCCAAACUUCCCCUCUGACACCUCUAAGCUGCGCAUAGAAAAGACUGCCAUCACACGCAUUGCCAGCGAUAACUUUCACUACCUCAACAGUCUGGAGUAUCUCUGGAUGUCAUUCAAUUCCCUAAAUUCACUGAAUGCUGGUAGCUUUCGGGGUCUUUACAACCUGGAUGAGCUCAGGCUGGAUGGCAAUGCCCUCACUUCCUUUCCAUGGGAAUCUCUGAUCGACAUGCCAAUCCUGAGGCUCCUUGACCUACACAACAACAAGAUCUCUAGCAUCCCUGCAUCAGCCACCACGUACAUCAGGAACAUCACUUAUCUGGAUUUAUCCAGCAACAGUUUGACAACCCUUCCAGCUGAGGUCCUCUCAAUGUGGCUUAGUAUAAAGCCAUCUCCAGACUCUGAAUCCUCCAAAUUAAUUCUGGGUCUUCACGACAACCCGUGGCUGUGUGACUGCCGACUGUAUGACCUGGUUGAAUUUCAAAAGUCGCCCUCCUCCUCUGUGGCUCUCAUUGACACAAGGCUCAGGUGCGUCGAUCCAGAAAGCCUGUCAGGAGUUUUUUUCACCGAAGCUGAGUUGGAGAGGUGCCAGGGCCCUCGGGUGCACACGGCUGUGGCACGGGUUCGGAGCUCGCUGGGGAAUAAUGUUCUGCUUCGCUGUGGCACCGUUGGGGUUCCCAUUCCAGAGUUGACUUGGAGUCGCGCAGAUGGGAAGAAGCUAAAUGGCACUGUUCAGGAAGAGAUUUCAAAAGAAGGGAUCAUUUGGUCGAUUCUGAGUGUGCCUGCAGUCUCCUACAGAGAUUCUGGAAAGUAUAUCUGCAAAGCAACCAACUUUAUGGGCACCGCGGAUGCCAUCAUCUCCUUGGUGAUUACAGAUUCAAUCAAAUCAGAUGAACCUGUUGGGGGAGUAUCUAAGAGAGGCAAAGGGAAGAAACCCAGUGGGAUGGGGAGAGCUGCCUACCAAGAGAAGCUCAUUGCAAGAUAUGUUCCCCCACCAACCAGAACUGCAGCCCAACCCAUUAUUGAACCUCUAAAUGGCAAAGGCGUGACUGGAAAGUAUGAGAUAGAGAGCUACAGUGUCUCUGACGAUGCAUCUCCAGGACGAGGAAAAGCUUCAAAAUCUAAAAAGCCAAAAGAUGACCGUCAGGAGGCUUUAAGUAACUUGGCAGCUAAUGCCUCAUCCUUACAGCAAGCUCCUGAAAAAAGGGUGGUGCGCUCAGUCAAGGUGAUUGGCGACACUGACCAUACAGUCUCCCUGAACUGGCGAGCUCCCACGGCCACAAACACCACAGAAUUCAGUAUCCUCUAUGCUGUGUUUGGGGAGCGAGACAUGCGCCGCAUCAAUGUAGGCGCCGGAAAGAACCGGAUGACCAUUGAAGGCCUCGUACCAAAGACCAAGUACAUCGCUUGCGUGUGCGUCAAAGGUUUGAUCCCAAAAAAGGAGCAGUGUGUAAUCUUUUCAACAGAUGAGGCCGCCAGUGCCAGUGGCACUCAGAAGCUUAUCAAUGUUGUGGUGAUAACUGUGGCUUGUGUGAUCGCUGUCCCUUUGACCCUGAUCGUUUGCUGCGGGGCGCUGAAGAAACGUUGUCAAAAGCUUCUGGGCCGUCAGACUAAAGAACUGCAGGACUCCUAUGUAACGUUUGAGACGCUCGGGCCUGGGGGCAAAGCCAAAGGGAUGGAGGGCGAGUAUCUUACUCGCUUAAACCCCGAUGAAUCCAACAGGCUUCUGUCAGCACGGUCAAGCGUGGAUUCAGAGGCCAUUGCCAGAACUGAAGGGGCCCCUAAUGAGUACUUUUGCUAAAAACCACUCAGAACCUCAAUUUCCAGAGAAUGCACUUUGUUUUGCCUGAGAUGUUUGAUAGAUGCUUGGGUGCUCAGAGGCUCUUGAGACUCAUGGGAAGCUCGUGAGCUCUCCAGAAAACACUGACGGCUCUAUCAGCACUGGAUGUAUGAGAUUAUUUUUGCAGCCUUGUCGGAAUAAGAUCCGCCAUUAUUUGGCUGAAAGCAAAACAGAAAAAGGGAAGAUAAGAUAUGUUUUAAAUGUUGUUAUUAUUUUGUGAAAAUGAUGACUUUUUAUUCGUCAUGCACUUUUUAAAGCUCCUGUUUUGAUCUAAGCUCUCAUAUGCCCAGCCAUUUUUCUUGAAUGUCAGGUUUUGUGUUUUAUUCUUUAUGUAACACAUAACGUGUUUUAGUAAACCAGCAGUUUGUUUGGUCAGACUUCAUGAUGUGCCAGUUUUUCUUUUGGCUCAGAAACCUAAAAGUUCAGUGCAUUUGUAACACACACACACACACAAACAAAUACAUAUAAAAAAAUACUAAACAUUUUACAAACACUGACGUUUUUUGU